CUAAAUAAUCUCAAAGUUUGCACAAAAGGUACGAGAAGAUGGCCCCAAAACCCAUCUCACCUGACGAUUCAAGUUCUGACUCGUACAGCCUUUACUUCAAGGGUUUGAUAAGCUUUCAGCCAACAACGGGUUUAUUUGCGGGAUUUGGAGUUGCUAUUUGCAGAGAAGAGGAUGAUGGUAUCUUGUUUAAGAACAAGGGUUCACUUAAUUACUCCGGCAUUACAGGUUGGGAGGCUGAGCUUAUGGCACUGAAGCUAGGACUAGCCAAAGCCGUGAGUUUGAGGAUCAAUCAUAUCUCAAUUUAUUUUGAUGAUCCUGAGAUUUUUGAAUUGGUCAUGGGGAGAUCUGUGCCUAAGGAUGAGAAAAUCGCCUUGCUAAUGGAUGAUGUGCAACGCAUCAGACAACAAUUUAUAUCUAGCAUCCCUAUUCUUGUGGCUAGAAAUCAAACUGAUUUUGUCCAUAAACUUGCAAAGGAAACAAUAGUUUCUCGCCUCAUCAGACCUAUGCCUCGUACUGCUCAGAAGAAGACUUGUGGUAACUGCUUUGACGAUGUUAUCAAAGGUGAGAAGAUGUUUUCCGUUGCUUUAUGCCGUCAUCAAUUCUGUGUGGACUGCAUGAAACAACAUAUAGAAGUGAGUCUAAACGACGGAGGUGUACCAAGAUGUCCUCAUGAUGGCUGCACAUCAAACCUGAAUCUAAUAGCUUGUACCCAUCUUUUGACACCUAAACAAAGAGAGAUGUGGAAACAAAGGAUCAAAGAGGAGUCAAUUACUGUAUAUGACAGAUUUCAUUGCCCAAAUCCAAGUUGCUGGGCUUUGAUGUCGAAAACCGAGCUCAUUAAAUCUACUGACGAUGGAGUUAGGAGACACUGCUUUAAAUGCUGGAAACCCUUUUGCAUUAAUUGCAAAGUUCCGUGGCAUAGUAACUUGUCUUGCAAGGAAUACAAAAGAUCAGGUCAAAAGCCUACUACAACAGUGUGGCGUCAAUGUAGAAGUUGCCAACACAUGAUAAAACUAUCGUAAAACUCACCACUGUUACUUGCAGGUGUGGCUAUAAGUUUUGCUAUGCAUGUGGAGCCCAAUGGAAGCAUGGAGGUUGCUCUCAUCAUCACCAAGCGGUGAUGGAUUUGAUGGACGCUGCUAUAGUCUUCAUUGUCUUCAUUUUUCUUUUUUGCCUAGGUUUAUUAAUUAUUAAGCGCUAGAGGUUAUGGUUGUGGU
Messenger RNA from Arabidopsis lyrata subsp. lyrata, 1217 nucleotides. RefSeq lists its product as uncharacterized. Gene Ontology annotation, biological process: positive regulation of proteasomal ubiquitin-dependent protein catabolic process; protein polyubiquitination; ubiquitin-dependent protein catabolic process. Gene Ontology annotation, molecular function: ubiquitin conjugating enzyme binding; zinc ion binding; ubiquitin protein ligase activity. Lineage: Eukaryota; Viridiplantae; Streptophyta; Magnoliopsida; Brassicales; Brassicaceae. Bases 39 to 1022 code for a protein of 327 amino acids. The transcript has 4 exons. The record is from RefSeq and is a predicted model, not a curated record. Gene Ontology annotation, cellular component: ubiquitin ligase complex; cytoplasm.